UCGGAGAGGGCGAACCCUGCCGGUGCACGGGCUGCGCGCUCGAGGGGCGGGUGCUGCUGCUGGGCGCCGCGGCGGCUGGUGCGGCUGCAGGCGGAGCAGUGAUGCCGGCUGCAGGGCGGCGUUUGGCAGCGGGAGCCCAGCACGGAGCGGCGUGCGCCCAGGUGGGCGAGGGCGGCGAGCGUGGCCGGUAAGGGACGUUUAUGUUCCCACUGCAAUGCUAUGGCUCAUCUGAAGAACCAGGAAGAUGGCAGUAUUGCACAGAGCAUAGCAAUAAUGGCAGCACAAUGGUUUAUCAAUAUACAGUCCGCACUGGUUUCGUAUGUGACAAGGAGGCAAGAAAACAGUGGAGAAUGGCAGUAGAGAUGAUGCAGAUAAGCAAGAAAGAAAAAUUAAGGACAAAAAGUUUCUGAAAUGUCAGAUUGUGCACUUCAAAAGAAUACCAUAAAGGCUCAUCAUUUUAAUCAAUUAUUGAUUACACCUUGGGGACUUUCCAUCGAUUCGACUCGAUGCUGCUUUUAAAAUGACUUUUAUGAAGUCUACUCCGGCCCUGAUCUUUACAUGGAAAUAACAGAAAAUUCCAAGAAAUGGAAGCCCCUGCUAGUAAAAGAAGAAAAGCUGAGUAUCACCACAGUUAAUAGCUCCUAUUUGAGAUCCAUGAAUGCUUACAGAGUUACUUUCCUAUAUCGAACUUUCAAGUUUCAUUAAUAAUAUGCUGCCUUCCUGGGACACAGGUGCACUCCUGGUACGAAGGCUAUUUAUUUGUUGCAUGGAGGAAUAGAGGAGCUAGAGGAACAAUGGCUUCAAAGGUCUCAUGCUUAUACGUCUUGACAGUAGUUUGUUGGGCAAGUGCUCUCUGGUACUUAAGUAUAACUCGCCCUACUUCUUCCUACACUGGCCACAGACAACUCAGUAGCAUAACCAUAGCCAGAAAAAAUGUUUCCUUUGGCAACAUAAGAACUCGACCUAUAAAUCCGCAUUCCUUUGAGUUUCUUAUCAAUGAACCCAACAAAUGUGAGAAGAGCAUCCCUUUCUUGGUCAUUCUUAUCAGCACAACUCACAAGGAGUUUGAUGCAAGGCAAGCCAUUCGAGAAACGUGGGGAGAUGAAAACAACUUUAAAGGAAUCAAAAUUGCCACACUAUUUCUUCUUGGAAAAAACACAGACCCAGUGUUAAAUCAAAUGGUAGAGCAAGAAAGCCAAAUUUUUCAUGACAUUAUUGUGGAGGAUUUUAUUGACUCUUAUCAUAACCUCACUCUGAAAACAUUGAUGGGAAUGAGGUGGGUAGCAACGUUUUGUUCAAAAGCAAAGUACGUUAUGAAGACAGACAGUGAUAUUUUUGUAAAUAUGGAUAAUCUUAUUUAUAAGCUGCUCAAACCUAACACCAAGCCAAGGAGAAGGUACUUCACUGGUUACGUUAUAAAUGGAGGGCCAAUAAGAGAUGUUCGCAGUAAGUGGUACAUGCCGAGAGAUUUGUAUCCUGACAGCAAUUACCCACCCUUCUGUUCAGGUACAGGCUACAUUUUUUCAGCUGAUGUAGCAGAACUGAUUUACAAAACCUCCCUUCAUACCAGACUUCUUCACCUUGAAGAUGUGUACGUCGGACUCUGUCUUCGGAAGCUGGGCAUUCACCCUUUCCAAAACAGUGGCUUCAAUCACUGGAAAAUGGCCUACAGCUUGUGCAGGUACCGCAGGGUGAUCACAGUGCACCAGAUAACACCAGAAGAAAUGCACAGAAUUUGGAAUGACAUGUCCAGCAAGAAACAUCUUAGAUGCUAAGAUUUUUACAGAUGUAAAUACUUCUUUUUUU
Pezoporus occidentalis (night parrot) is the source of this 1806-nucleotide messenger RNA. It is a transcript of the gene B3GALT1, whose product is annotated as beta-1,3-galactosyltransferase 1. The transcript has 6 exons. The record is from RefSeq and is a predicted model, not a curated record. Gene Ontology annotation, molecular function: N-acetyl-beta-D-glucosaminide beta-(1,3)-galactosyltransferase activity. Bases 795 to 1775 code for a protein of 326 amino acids. Gene Ontology annotation, cellular component: Golgi membrane. Lineage: Eukaryota; Metazoa; Chordata; Aves; Psittaciformes; Psittacidae.